GAGGCACUGAGGUGGAGUGAUUGGUUAAAAAAGGGACAGAAUUUAGGAUCCUUUAUUUUUAUUGUUAGAGUUGCUGAACAAGCACAGAUCUGUUCCUAAACUCAGAAAUGAUUACUGUAAAAAUGCAGGAUUUUGGGAGAUGGUCAUCAGAAAAUCUCAACAUUUAUACCUCAGAUUGUGCUGAUUUUUAGUUUUUCUUUAAAUGAGAAUUUUUAAAUGGGAAUAAAGAGCCUGCAUUUCGACUAUAGACAGGUGUAAAGUAUUCUCUGGUGUGUGAGAAAAGAUUUUGAACACAAAAUUGGCUUUAAAAAAAGCCUUGUAACAAAGCUGUAUUCUUGCACAUUGCAGGUUUUCUCACAACCUUGCAGCUAUGGAGAUUUCUUUAAUGUACUGGACCAAAUAAAGUCUUUUAACUUGCCAAACAGAUGCACAUGCUGCUGGGGUACUGAUCUCCUGACAUUACAUGGAUUAACAUCAGAGGUUUUUUUUCUGGUGGUAUGAAACAUUUACUUAAAAUGGAGGAUCAUUUCAGCUGUAAGAAAAGUGUUUUUAUAAAAAAAAUUAAUCAGACACAAUCUCAUACUUAUCUCAAAAUUAUUUUCACUCAACUACAUCCUUUUUCUAACGAGUUACUUUCUCACAAUUGUGAUACAUCGUGAGUCAGAAUUGAAUAUUUUCUCUUACAUGCUGCAAACCAGCUUCCACAUGUAGCAGCUUUGUAUUAAAAGCACCUCAGAUGUGCGAAAUAAACACAACCAAAUUGUCUAUGCCCCGUUGUAAUUCUCUUUAUUUCUGUCUUUUUUUUUUUUACACAAAACAAGUGAUUCCAAAAAACCUGGAGUACUCAAGAAACAUUUUCUCUUUAGUUUUCUUUCACUGAAACGUCCCACACGAAGCUCUGGGUUUCAGUGCUGCGUUGAUUCAGCAUCAUGCUCUUCUGUAAUGUAACAUAAUUCAACAAAAUGGAACAAAAUUUCAACUUUGACUAUUUACAGAGACAUACAAAGUCCAGUUUCUCAUUUCUGAAUGAUGUUAAAGAUGUCCAGUGUUAUUGUAAAGUUCUGAUCAUGUAGCAUCCAUACAAUUUAAUAAAAUGUGAUUUUUCAUCUCUCUAUGCAAAUGAUCUAGAUUUCUCUUACAAGUCAUGUUUCUAUCAUUCUGGUUUUUAAAUCAGCCCUGUUCCCAGCAAAAGCAUGACUGUUCAACUCUAGUCAUUUAUUUCAAAAGGAAAAUAAUAAUGCAUAGUUUCAGUAGAAAAGGCAGGAAAGGGGAAAGGGCUAGAUAGUUUUUUACCAGAGGGUUUUAAACAUGACGACUCUACAUAAAUAUCUGAAAUGAGCACAGUUUCCCUCAUGUGGUUUCACUACUGACGGAUUGGGAUCUGAUACAGCAAAGGCCAUCGUGUUCGCGAAACAAACCAUCAACUUCAUCUUGAAAGUUGGGAUUUUUACUGGGAAUUUUAUCCCAAUAAAUGUAAACAAACAAAAAAAAUGCUCACAAAAUCCCUCAGAUAAAUCCUGCAGUUCCAAAAGUGCAAGUUUUAUUUAGAAAAAAGAUCAUUAACCCACGUCCCUGUGAGUUAUUUAAGCUGAAGCUGCGCUCUCUACAAGCGUUAAGUUCUUCCUGUAACAGUCCAGACUGCAGAGUGGAGUUCCUGUCUUAGAGCAUGAAUACUUCUUCAGGUUUGAGCAGCCGGCAACACCGCAGCUCGCUGGGGCAGGAGGUUUUGGGCGUGAAGGGGCAGAUGCCGGAGCAGUCACUCCGACAGGGAAACAUGAACUACUCUAGGUUUUUGACAGCUGUGAGUUUGGCACGGAGGCCAUCCCCUAUCCGCAUCCUGACGGAGCUGCAGCAGCGUUCCCCUCCGAGCCUGAUCUCGCUUGCCGGUGGAGCGCCGAACCCCAACACCUUUCCCUUUCAAUCUGCCACUUUUCAGAUGAAGACUGGAGAUACGCUUGAGUUUGACCAGACAAUGAUGAAGAGGGCUUUGCAGUAUUCUGGCUCUUCUGGCAUUCCAGAGCUGGUUGCAUGGAUGAAGGAGCUGCAGAAAAGUCUGCACAAUCCUCCCACAGCGAACUACAGCCCAGAGAGAGGACAGAUGGAGAUGUGUGUCACCACCGGCAGUCAGGAGGGACUCUGCAAAGUCUUUGAGAUGCUCAUCAACCCUGGUGAUAACGUCCUUCUUGAUGCUCCAACGUACUCAGGAACUUUGGCAGCGGUCCAGCCACUGGGAUGUAACAUCAUAAACGUGCCCAGUGAUCAGUAUGGAAUGAUCCCAGAGGGUCUUAGAGAUGUUCUGGCCAGAUGGGAUCCUGCAGAUGCACAGAAACCUGGCAGCAGUGUCCCCCGGGUCCUCUACACUAUCCCUAAUGGGGGAAAUCCCACAGGCGCUUCCAUGACUGCUGAAAGGAAACAGAAAGUCUAUGAGCUGGCACAGAAAUAUAACUUCCUUAUCAUCGAGGAUGACCCGUACUACUACCUCCAGUUUCAAAAGCCAUGGGCUCCUACGUUUCUCUCUAUGGAUGUUGAUGGACGAGUAAUAAGAACUGACUCUUUUUCCAAGAUCCUGUCAUCAGGAUUGAGGAUAGGUUUCGUCACAGGGCCGAAACCAUUAGUGGACUGUGUGGUACUUCACAUCCAAUCCAGUACGAUGCACACCAGCACCUUCACACAGCUCAUGGUAUCUCAGCUCCUGCAUGCUUGGGGACAGGACGGCUUUCUGAAGCACAUAGAUGGUGUUGUGGAGUUUUACAGAGCUCAGAGGAACGCCAUGCUCUCCUCUGCAGACAAAUGGCUCAAAGACGUAGCGGAGUGGCACACACCAACAGCCGGCAUGUUCCUGUGGAUUAAACUGAAGGGCAUUAAAGACACACAGAAGCUCAUAAUGAAAAAAGCACUGGAGAAAGAGGUGCUGCUUGUGCCUGGAGGAGUGUUUAAUAUUGACAGCUCAGAGCCAUGUCCUUAUGUGAGAGCUGCGUUCUCUCUGUCCACUCCACAGCAGAUUGAUGAGGCUUUCAAGAGGCUCUCAGCACUUAUAAAGGAGGCUUUGUGAAAAUGUACCUCUUGAUUAAGAUUAAUUAUGUUCUCCAUUUGGUGAAAUCUUUUGCGCAUACACACACACACACACACACACACACUAAACAUUAACAUCAAUGCUGCUGAGGGACAAAUUUCUGAUUACUUUGUCCUACUUUAUCUGUUUAAAUUAAACUCUCUUCUUGAACAUUUAUUUAAAUUAAAUUUAAGUUUCACUUUACUUGAACAGAGAUUCUCAGACAAACCCAGGAGUAAUGAAGAAUGCAUUUUAUUUAUUACACACUGGAAUAUCAUAUGAUUCGUUAAUAGCUUUACAAUUGAUUUUAAUACAAACUGUAAAUAAUUCACAUGAAAUGUAAACAUGAAUUAUGUAAAAUAUCUCACUUGUGUAAUAAAUUCACCUUCUAUACAAUACAUCUCUCGUCUUAAAUACAUAUGAGACAAAGCUGUAUUUACAAUAAAUGCUUUCAUUUCC
Silurus meridionalis is the source of this 3511-nucleotide messenger RNA. RefSeq names its product aminoadipate aminotransferase (gene aadat). Gene Ontology annotation, molecular function: pyridoxal phosphate binding; L-kynurenine:2-oxoglutarate transaminase activity. The transcript has 14 exons. Gene Ontology annotation, biological process: biosynthetic process. Bases 1667 to 3052 code for a protein of 461 amino acids. Lineage: Eukaryota; Metazoa; Chordata; Actinopteri; Siluriformes; Siluridae. The record is from RefSeq and is a predicted model, not a curated record.